Musa acuminata subsp. malaccensis (wild Malaysian banana) is the source of this 736-nucleotide messenger RNA. Its product is annotated as actin-depolymerizing factor 1. Gene Ontology annotation, cellular component: actin cytoskeleton; cytoplasm. Lineage: Eukaryota; Viridiplantae; Streptophyta; Magnoliopsida; Zingiberales; Musaceae. Gene Ontology annotation, biological process: actin filament depolymerization. Gene Ontology annotation, molecular function: actin filament binding. The record is from RefSeq and is a predicted model, not a curated record.
CCAUGGCGAACGCGGCGUCGGGAAUGGCGGUGAGCGACGAGUGCAAGCUCAAGUUCUUGGAGCUGAAGGCCAAGAGGAACUUCCGGUUCAUCGUCUUCAAGAUCGACGAGAGGAUACAGCAGGUGAUGGUAGAUAAGCUCGGCCAGCCCGACGAGAGCUACGACGACUUCACCGCGUCCCUGCCGGCCGACGAAUGCCGCUACGCCGUCUUCGACUUCGACUUCGUCACCGACGAGAAUUGCCAGAAGAGCAAGAUCUUCUUCAUCGCUUGGUCACCCGAUGCCGCAAGGGUGAGGAGCAAGAUGCUGUAUGCAAGCUCCAAGGACAGGUUCAAGAGGGAGCUCGAUGGGAUCCAGGUGGAGCUGCAAGCAACAGACCCCAGUGAGAUGAGCAUCGACAUUGUCAAAGGCCGAGCUCUAUGAGAACCUUUUGCGCGCAUGCGUGCGUGCAUGCGUGCCCUUCUCUCCACCUCGGACCUUCUGUGAGGUGAAGAACCAACUCGUGGGCACUGAUGUGCAUGAGAUCGGUCAGGCUUUACAUGAACCCUACCCUGUCCUCGAAGAACUCUUCUCUUUCUCUUGUGUUUUUUUGUUGCUGAUUGAAGUUUGGUCAUUAUUAUAUUUUAUAUGUAUAUUAUUGGAUUGUGUUGGCUGCUCACAAUAAUCCAAGUUGUGAAGCAUACCAAAUUGAUAUUUAUCAGAGUCAAAAUUGUGGUGCAUCAUGCAUAUUGGAAUUG